ACGGCAACCAAAAAAUCCAAACCGAAUCAGUUACGAGGAAUACAGGCAAAAUGUCAUCACUUUGCAAAUAUUGUACCGUCUUGUUUUGGCGGAGUCGCUUGGGAUACAAUCGCCACUGACGCGGGUACAGUGAUGGCUUCACAUUAGCUUUGUCGCAUCACCGUGCACCCUUUUGAUCGCUGCCGCGGUGGCUGUUGUGAGCGUUUCUCUGACAUACAUGAGUCCCAUUCCGUAAGCAUGACAAAAGACAUAGUGCUUGGCGAUGAUCUGCCUGACUGGGUGGGCGCAAAGGAGUUUUACCAGAAGUAUGACCCCAAAGAGGUGAUUGGCCGGGGCGUGAGCAGCGUGGUGCGCAGGUGCGUGCACAGACACACGGGGCAGGAGCUGGCCGUCAAGAUCAUCGAGAUCACCGCAGAGAAGAUGACCAUCCAGCAACUGGAGGAGGUGAGGACAUCCACGCUCAAGGAGAUCCAAGUCCUCAACAUGGUCAAAGGCCACUCGUCAAUCAUUACUCUCGUUGAUUCCUAUGAGUCCACUACCUUCAUCUUCCUGGUGUUUGACCUAAUGAGGCGGGGGGAGCUGUUUGACUACCUCACAGAAAAAGUUACCCUCAGUGAGAAAGAAACGAGGAGCAUGAUGCGAGCUCUGCUGGAAGCGGUGCGCUACCUCCACUCCCGCCACAUCGUCCACCGCGACCUGAAACCUGAAAACGUUCUGCUGGACGACCAGGGACACAUUAAACUGUCCGACUUUGGCUUCUCGGUGCAGCUGCAGCCCGGGGAGAAGCUGAGAGAGCUUUGUGGAACACCCGGCUACUUGGCUCCCGAAAUACUGAAAUGCUCCAUGGAUGAAAUGCAUCCGGGCUACGGAAAAGAGGUUGACCUCUGGGCAUGCGGCGUGAUCCUCUUCACCUUACUGGCCGGCUCGCCGCCCUUCUGGCACCGCAAACAGAUGCUGAUGCUCAGGAUGAUCAUGGAGGGCCGCUACAAGUUCGGCUCGCCCGAGUGGGACGACCGCUCGGACACUGUCAAGGAUCUGAUCUCCAGGCUGCUGGUGGUGGAUGCUGCCGCGCGUCUGACGGCCGAGCAGGCCUUAGCUCAUCCUUUCUUCAGGCAGUACCAGAAGGAAGACGUGCGAUGCUUCAGCCCCAGAAGGUCGUUCAGGGUGCUGAUCGUGACCGUGCUGGCGUGCAUCCGGAUGUACGGCCGCUACCGCAGGGCCCGCCCGCUGACCCGCGAGGUGCUGGCCCGGGAUCCUUACUCGCUGAGGGGCGUGCGCAAGCUCAUCGACGGCUGCGCCUUCCGCAUCUACGGCCACUGGGUGAAGAAAGGCGAGCAGCAGAACCGGGCCGCCCUCUUCCAGAACACCGCCAAGGUCAUGCUGCUCGAGCUGGAGGACUUUGAAACAUAAACCUCAUCUUUAGUCUUAUUUUUCAUUUUAAGAGGAGGGACUCGGGGAAUUUAUGCCUUACCGCAUGCUGUCUCAAGCACGCACAUAGUUUAACAAAAAUAAGAAUCCUGCUAAGCAUUUUUUGGGGGGGGGGGGUGUGAAGGGGGUUGUUUUAAAUUGCCUCAAGUCGCAUUUUUUGCAGUGCGCUUAGCGCUAAAGGGCGUUUAUGCACGUGCUCAUUCGUGUUUGGGGGGCGGGGGGGGGGGGGGGGGGGACUGUGAUUAGCUAUUUAACAUGAAACUACUCGGUUUGCUUUCGUCGGGUUUCAGUUGAACCUUUGGGAUGAAUCUAAAAUGUACAAGUGGAGAAAUGUGCGUUUCACACUUCCGAGAAGGUCAAAUCCAGUUCUGGAAAGGAUCUGGUGCGUUUUAGGUUCAUCCUCAAAUGUCAACCAAACGUUUCACGAGUCGUCCAUUACGCGUAUGGCUCGAUGGUGUCUCAUAUUUACAGAUCUUCUAAGACCAAUGUGAAAUAUUUACAGCGUGUACUGUACUUGGCAUGUUUUUUGGUUUCCAAAAAAAACAAAUCUCCAUGUUUCUUCAAGAAGAAACCAAGCGUUUGUGACCGUAUUUCCUGUGAAAAACUCAUUCCACUGCACCAUGACCGUUGAAAGUGACGAAAUAAAAACUAUUUAAUAUUUGCUCCACAA
Molecule: messenger RNA, 2098 nt
Organism: Hippocampus zosterae (dwarf seahorse)
Lineage: Eukaryota; Metazoa; Chordata; Actinopteri; Syngnathiformes; Syngnathidae
Gene: phkg2
Product: phosphorylase kinase, gamma 2 (testis)
Exons: 10
Coding region: 238-1410 (390 amino acids)
Biological process (GO): protein phosphorylation; glycogen biosynthetic process
Cellular component (GO): phosphorylase kinase complex
Molecular function (GO): phosphorylase kinase activity; ATP binding; calmodulin binding
Source: RefSeq, a predicted model, not a curated record